Molecule: messenger RNA, 2679 nt
Organism: Lotus japonicus
Lineage: Eukaryota; Viridiplantae; Streptophyta; Magnoliopsida; Fabales; Fabaceae
Exons: 22
Coding region: 277-2457 (726 amino acids)
Source: RefSeq, a predicted model, not a curated record
AACAUGUCGUGAACAUUACAUAAUGCAAAGCAAACGCUAAAAACUCGCAUCGACACAACACAACAACGCAUUGCUUCUCUUCUCUUCUCUUCUCACUCACUGAACCACCCACCUUCAUCACCGUUUCUCUGCAUUUCCAGAUUACGCUAACUCACACAACCCCUCUUCAUUCAUUCCUUCCAUCAACAACGCUUUCCAGAUUCCUUACAUUUUUAGGUUUGUGGGUGUGUGAUUAGUGCCUCUUAGAAGUUGGAAUAGAGAAUUUGAGCUGGGAGGAUGGAGGAUGACAAGAGAAAGAGGAAAAACAAGAAGAAGAAGGGAAAGCAAAGUAAGAAUGUGGAGAAUGGGGUUGGAGAAGCAGCUACUAGGGAUCAGAAUCUGGUGAGCAAUAAUGUUAAGGACGAGCGAACUGAUGUUUCUGAGACUGCAGCGAACUCGAAUGGGGUUGGAGAAAUGUCAACUAGGGAUCAGAAUUUGGCUAGUGAUGGCAAGGAUGAGCCUGCUCCUCCUUUGGAGACUGCUAAUGAGGCACAUGAGCAAAGUGUGAAUUGGAAUGGGGUUGUGGAAGUACCAAACGGAGAUCAGAAUGUGGCGACAAGUGGAAAGGAUGAGCUUAAUCAACCAACGGAGUCUGCAGACAGGCAAAGUACUAAUGUUGAUUCGAAUGGAGUCAAUGGACAUCUGCCAAAUGGUAAAGAAUGUGCCACCUCAGAAGAGACAAUUAAAACAUUGGGAAAUGAAAAUGAUAUUCUCAAACAGAACGCUGUCACAUCAGACGAAACAAUUGGAAAAUUGAAAGGAGAAAAUGCUAUGCUCAUUCAGAAAGAGACCACUUCAGAAGAGACAAUCAAGAAACUAAAAGAAGAAAAUGAUACAUACAUUCAGAAAGAGGCCAUAUCAGAAGACAUAAUCAGGAACUUAAAAGCAGAAAAUGCUAUGCACAUUCAGAAAGAGGCUAUAUCGGAAGAGACAAUCAGAAAAUUGAAAGAACAAAAUGACAUACAUAUGCAAAAAGAGGUUGCAUCAGAAGAGACCACCAGAAAAUUGAAAGAACAUGAUAUGCGUGUUCAGAAAGAGGCCAUAUUAGAAGAUACAAUUAGAAAGUUGAAUGAAGAAAAUGAUAUGCACAUGAAGAAAGAAGCCAUAUCAGAAGAGACAAUAAGCAAAUUGAAAAAAGAAAAUGCAUUCCACAUUCAGAAAGAGGCCAUAUCAGAGGAGACAAUUAAAAAACUGAAAGAAGAAAAUGAUGAACAUGUUUAUAAAGAGGUUACCUUGGAAGAGUUAAUAAAAAAAUUACAAGCUGAAAAAGAAUUGCAGACACAAAAACAGACUGAAUUGGAAAUGAAAAUCGCACAAUUACAGGGAGAGAAUAAUUCCUUAAUUCAAAGAGAGGCUGGAUUGGUCGAAAAAACCAACCUGUUGCUGAAUGAAAAGGUUGUUUUGAGCUUGAAAGGGGAGAGUUUAGAGCGGAAAAUAAAUCUUUUGGAGAGCGAUUUGAGUUCUUUUAGUGAGAAAGAGUCUGGUCUGGAAAUGAGAAUAGCACAAUUGCAGAGAGAGAAUGAUUCCUUGAUUCAAAAAGAGGCUGAAUUGGUGGGAAAAACCAAUCAGUUGCUGAAUGAAAAGACAGUUUUGAGCCUCAAAGGGGAGAGUUUAGAGCAAAAAGUAAAUCUUCUGGAGAGUGAUUUGAGUUCUUUUGUUGAGAAAGAGAACGCAACUAAAGACAUUAUUUCAAACCUGAAUAGAAGCAUCAGCGUGCUACAAGUACAGGUGGCAGAGUUGGAAGAGUUCAGGAGUAAUCUUCUGCUAGAAAACCAGCAGUUGAGGGAAAAUGUGUCAGGUCUUCAGUCAACAAUCCAGAAUCUUGAAAACAGCAGCUCUUCUUCCUUCUCGCUGGAUGCAUCUUCUAAGGAUCUUGCUUCUGAAAAUGAUGACUUGAAGUCUCAAAUUGAAGCAGCCUGUACUUUGGUGGAGAAAUUGGUGGCAGAAAAUGCAGAGCUUGUUGAGAAGGUCAACGAGUUAUAUAUUGAACUGGAUCGACAAAGUGCAGAAAUUAGACUUUCUAGAGACACUGUACCUGAUGGGAAGACUGAAUUUGCUAAACCUGCUGGUGUUGCCAUUGCUGUACCUGCAUCAGGUGAGCUUAGAAGUGUAUCAGCCCAGGAAUUUGAUUCACUGAAAGAGAGUUCAGUGAAGGAUAAUGGUGGCUCUGUUGAUACUGAGCAUGCUGUUGCGGUAAUUUCAAACUCAUCAUUGGUACCUGAUGAUGCUGGAGAAAUUGUGCAAAUUCCGUUGGAUGAUAAUGAAAUACAAGAGCUAGAGUUGCAGGAUGCCAAGAAUGCGGAAAAUGAAGCUGUGCCAGUGCCACUAACAGAUUCUCCCCUUGUUGGUGCUCCAUUUCGUCUGAUAUCAUUUGUUGCUAAGUAUGUCAGUGGUGCUGACUUGGUUAACCACUCUUAAAACACCAGUCAUGGACUUUCUGAUACUGGGUGAAACAGACAGUUAACCAUUUUUUUUGCCAUCUUGAACAUAAAUGAACCUCACUUACAUUAGAAGAAUACCGAUAUAUGCUGGCCUAAUUGGGCCAUUUUAGUGCCUGUAGGUCAAUUCUUUGAACAUUUGGAAAUAUUGUACCAGGAAGAGUAUAAACUAAAGUUUUUUUUAUUGUGUGUUCUUGCUUCA